Messenger RNA from Spinacia oleracea (spinach), 2331 nucleotides. RefSeq lists its product as uncharacterized. The record is from RefSeq and is a predicted model, not a curated record. Bases 1 to 2331 code for a protein of 776 amino acids. NCBI's taxonomy places the organism in Eukaryota, Viridiplantae, Streptophyta, Magnoliopsida, Caryophyllales, Amaranthaceae. The transcript has 3 exons.
AUGUAUGUGCUAGUCUCUAAACUAAAGAAUAUUAAAUCUGCUUUGAAGGAACUCAAUAAAACUGGUUUCACUGAUAUCCAAGCUGCUGAUAUUAAAGCUCAUCAAGUAUUGAUGGAGGCUCAGAAAGCUAUGCACUCUAAUCCUACUGAUUUAGAGUUAGCUGAACUGCAAUUACAAGCAAUUAAGGAGUAUAAAAAGCAUCAUGAGGUGUACAUGGAUUUCAUAAAACAAAAAGCCAAGCUAGAUUGGAUUAAAGCUGGAGAUGAAAACACUACAUUGUUUCAUCAAGGUAUCAAGUCCAGAAUUUUGCAGAAUCAGGUUUACAACAUUCAUGAUAUGCAUGGAAAAUGGCAAGAUACAACUGAUACAGUUUCUGGUGCUUUCUUGGAUUACUAUAUGAAGCUGCUUGGCACCACUCAAGUUGACAGGAAGCCUGUGUUUAAGGAGAUUGUGUUGAGUGGCCCUAUGAUUACAGAUCAACACAGAACAAUUCUUACUGCUGAUUACACUAAAGAAGAAGUGAAGAAUGCUUUGUUUUCUAUUCCAGGUACUAAAGCUCCUGGUCCAGAUGGCUUUGGUUCUUUUUUCUACAAGGAUGCUUGUCACAUUGUUGGUGAUGAGGUGCUGUGUGGGAGGUUAAGACAAGUGUUACCAGACUUGAUUUUUGAGAAUCAAGGAGGGUUUGUGCAUGGAAGGUACAUUGUCCACAAUAUCAUGGUAAUUCAGGAUCUGGUUAGGCAUUAUGGAAGGAAGUCAGUUAAGCCAAGCUGCUUGUUAAAAGUUGAUCUACAGAAGGCUUAUGAUACAGUUGAUUGGUGUUUUCUUCAAGAGAUGUUGGAGAUUUUAGGUUUUCCUGAUAAAUUUCUGAAGCUGGUGAUGACUUGUGUCACAACUCCCAUGUUUUCUCUUAUGAUUAAUGGAUCCAUGCAUGGUUUCUUUAAAUCAAAGAGAGGAUUGAGACAAGGUGACCCUAUGUCACCACUGUUGUUUGUUAUAUGCAUGGAAUAUCUAUCCAGAAUUCUGCAUAAGUUGACUGAGUUGCCUCAAAUUCAAUACCAUCCCAGGAGAUUACCCUUCCAUUUACUCCCUUCUUCAAGCUUUUGCCCUGCAAAGUCAUCUAGUCUGCUGGCUAAUAAAAGUAAAUCUGCUGUUUAUUGCCAUGGCAUGGCUGAUACUGAUGUGACAAGAGUGGUGGAAGCUUCUGGUUUUGUUAGGAGUGCUCUACCUUUCAAGUAUCUAGGGGUACCUAUUUGUUCUAAAAAGAUCUCUGCAGGCCAAUGUGAUGUUUUAGUGGAUAAAAUGACAGCAAGGAUUAAAAUGUGGAGCACUAGGAAUCUGUCCUACACUGCAAGAAUGCAGUUGAUUAAUUCAGUUCUGUUGAGCCUGCAUAUGUAUUGGGCUCAGGUUUACAUUCUUCCUAAGAGUGUACUCCAUGAUAUCACAAGAAUAUGUAGGGGAUUUUUAUGGAGUGGACAAGCAUACAGUAGCAAGCCAAGUAACAUAGCUUGGGAAAAGGUUUGCUCUCCUAAACAGAAGGGUGGUUUGGGGUUUAGGGAUGUGCUCACUUGGAACAUAGCUAGCAUGGGGAAAUAUGUGUGGGCUAUCACCAAUAAACAGGAUAACAUAUGGAUUAAGUGGAUUAAUUCAGUGUAUAUCAAAGAUGGGGAUUGGUGGGAGUACCAACCUAAUGCAUCUGCAAGUUGGUAUUGGAGAAGAAUUUGUGCAACAAGGGAUCAGUUGAAGCAAGUGUAUUCUCAGAAUGAUCUUAAAAACAUGACAUAUUAUUCUGUGAAGCAGGUUUAUGGUAAGCUAAUUGGUGAUAAACCCCAUAUUCAGUGGGAUAAGGUGGUUUGGAAUAGGCUGAAUGUGCCAAAACAUAGGUUUAUCUGUUGGUUGGCUAUGCAUGGUAGACUGCAUACUAUAGCUACUCUAGCCAAAUUGGGGAUCAGUACUUCUGCAAGAUGUUUAAUUUGCAAGCAAGGUGAUGAAGUUCAUGAGCAUCUGUUUUUCAAUUGUCCCUAUAGUUUGUUGUGUCUGCAAGGGCUUACUGAUUGGCUUGGCAUUCAGAUUACUGGUACAAACUUGCAGACUGUAAUCUGUGGUAUUAAAAGGAAGAGACUUUCUAAAUUCAGAACUCAAGUAUGCUAUGCAGGGGUGGCAGCCUUGGUUUACCUGAUUUGGAAAAGCAGAAAUCAAAGCUUCUGGGAGCAUUCUGUGCCAACAGUGUAUUCUGUAAUGGGGAGUUUGAAGCAAAUUGUGAGAGCUAGCAUUACAGUAGUCAUGAGUCAGAAAGUGAGCAGGAGUGACAGUAGUUGGUUGCUCAGUUUGUAA